Molecule: messenger RNA, 429 nt
Organism: Paramecium sonneborni
Lineage: Eukaryota; Ciliophora; Oligohymenophorea; Peniculida; Parameciidae
Source: the annotation of a GenBank genome assembly
AUGAAUACUCCAAAUUAUAAUAUAUUCAGCUCCCUAAUAAAAUAAUUAGAACCUUACUAAUUUGAUGAUCCAACACUACCAUAAUGGCCAAUUUCAAGUAUAAAAUAAUUCAUACUAUCUCCUUAUUUUGAAAAUGCUUAGGAAAUAUAAAGUUCAAAUUUUGAAUUUGUUAAAAAAUAAAAUGGUCGUGUAAAUUUUAAAGUUAUAUUACCUCCAUAAACAUCACUAAAAUUUUAACUCAGACCCAAUUUUUAAGUGGUAUGAGUUUCUAAUAAAGAGAUCUUAGGAUUAGGGGAGGGAAAAUUGAUUUGUAAAACAGAACAUAGUUAUAAUGAAAUACCUUUAAAAUAACCAUGCAAUAUAUAUAAAUCAUUCGAAUUAAUUAAUUAAGGACAAAAAGAGUGUAAAAUUGGAAUACAAGUUAGUUGA